ACUACUCCCCUCCCUUACUCAUGCAGAUCGCUACACACUAGUGAGAACGAGUGGAAUAUGCUCGGCCUCCACCGCCCGCACGGCACAACCGCCGCGCGAAGAGCUCCAUGCUGCUCUAAACUUAGCCCCCUUCCGACCGCUAUAAGACCAGAUUUUCCUCCACAAAAACCACUCUCGUUGAUCACUCCGCACCCCCCUCAACUCUCUCUAUCGAUCGAUCGAUCGAUCUGUGCCUCCAUCCCCGAUGCCCCCAUCAAGAUCUCAUCAUCAGGAUCAUCUCCCUGCCGCCGCCGCCGAGUGAAAUCAACUAGUGUAUGCCUCUCACUGUGGCUGAGAUCAAGUGACCGAGGAAGAAGACGAAGGAGACGGCGGCCGGCGGUGUAAAGCUGUAUAGCUAGCUCUCUAGCUCUGCGUGUGCUCGGUCCCCGCGCCGCAGUGCUGUGCCUGUGCCUGUGCCUGUGCGCUAUCUAGCUGUGGAGAUGGAGGCGCGGCUGCGGCUGCUCGUCGUCGUCGUCGUUGUUGCCGGGCACUGCGCCGCCGUCGCGUCCGCCGCCGGUAACUCGUCGGUGGUGGGGUACCACGGGGACCCGACGUUCAACGUCAGGAACUACGGCGCUAAGGGGAACGGCCAAACCGACGACAGCAAGGCGCUGAUGACGGCGUGGAAGGCGGCGUGCGCGGCGACCGGGGCGGUGACGCUGGUGCUCCCGCCGGGGACCUACUACAUCGGGCCGGUGCAGUUCCAUGGCCCCUGCAGCAAGGCCACCACCAUGACCUUCCUCAUGCAGGGGACGCUCAAGGCGGCGACCGACCUGAAGAGGUUCGGCAACGACUGGGUCGAGUUCGGGUGGGUGAACCACCUCAUCGUCUCCGGCCAGAACGGCGCCGCCUUCGACGGCCAGGGCGCCGCCUCCUGGCCCUUCAACAAGUGCCCCAUCCGCAAGGACUGCAAAGUCCUCCCCACCAGCGUGCUGUUCGUGAACAACAAAAACAUGGUGGUGCAGAACGUGGCGUCGGUGAACAGCAAGUUCUUCCACAUGGCGCUGCUGCAGUGCAGCGGGGCGAAGAUCAGCGGGGUGAAGAUCAGCGCGCCGGAGAGCAGCCCGAACACGGACGGCAUCCACAUCGAGCGGAGCAACGGGGUGUCCAUCGCGGACACCACCAUCGCGACGGGCGACGACUGCAUCUCCAUCGGGCAGGGGAACGACAACAUCGACGUGGCGCGCGUCCACUGCGGGCCGGGGCACGGCAUGAGCGUGGGCAGCCUCGGCCGGUACGUCGGCGAGGGGGACGUCACGCGGAUCCACGUCCGCGACAUGACCUUCCACGGCACCAUGAACGGCGUCCGCAUCAAGACGUGGGAGAACUCCCCCACCAAGAGCAACGCCGCCCACAUGCUGUUCGAGAACCUCGUCAUGAACGACGUCCAGAACCCCAUCAUCAUCGACCAGAAGUACUGCCCCUACUACAACUGCGAGCACAAGUUCGUGUCCGGGGUGACGAUCAAGGACGUGCAGUUCAAGAACAUCAAGGGGACGGCGACGACGCAGGUGGCGGUGCUGCUCAAGUGCGGGGUGCCGUGCCAGGGCGUCGUGCUGCAGGACGUCGACCUGCGGUACAAGGGGAACGGCGUCUCGUCGUCCAAGUGCGAGAACGUCAGGGCCAAGUACGCCGGCUUCCAGAACCCCAAGCCGUGCCCGUAGCCCCAUGACGACGAUCUGUGACGAGAUCGUUAAUUUUUUGCAUGCUGUCUUGGCAAGCAUGCACCUAGCAAGCAACAAAGACACUAGCUUAGCUAGCUCCGAUUAAUGUGUCGUGCACUGAGCUUAAUUAAUUUGUGAUUCUUUUCUUUUCCCUUUAUGCUACUUAGACGAUUUUCUUUUCUUUUCUCCUUCAUGUACGUUUCUUAGACGAUUUUGUUGCUUUGAUUUUUUUUUCCCCUCUCCCUUGACGCUUAAUUAUAGUGGAUUCUGUACGUGGUAUAAGUGAGCUGCCGAUUACUGGCAUUAGUUUCUGAAUCACUCAACUUGUGAAUACCCCAAUGUCAUGCUUAAUUAAUUGGAACAAAGACUAAACUGUCUCAAAA
This is a messenger RNA of Oryza sativa Japonica Group (Japanese rice), 2086 nucleotides long. Its product is annotated as exopolygalacturonase. NCBI's taxonomy places the organism in Eukaryota, Viridiplantae, Streptophyta, Magnoliopsida, Poales, Poaceae. The record is from RefSeq and is a predicted model, not a curated record. Gene Ontology annotation, biological process: carbohydrate metabolic process. Gene Ontology annotation, molecular function: polygalacturonase activity.